GUACUAAAAACAAUCAUAAGCACGAGCACGGCAUGUUGUUCUUGCUCUCGUUGUUACUUGGUCAUUUUUACAGGGACGAGUGACUUGUGCGACGAAACAGGUUAUUGAAUUAAAUUCCGAGACUAAUUUCUUAUAGAAGGCUAUCAUUAAAAUGGAUAGCUUCUAUCGCAAACCAUUGAAGGUUUCCUCUGAGAAGAAAGCUGGCAAAAAAGAUGAUGGCCGGGCAAUCAACCCCAGCACUGCAACGAUACACCCUAUGAAUGUCAAAAAAGAGCGCGUGGAUUCAAUCAGCAUUCCAGGUCCAUUCAUUGGUUCAGACACUGAGUCGACACACAGCUCUACACCUGGCAGUAAAACGAGCAAAGUCUCAAAGAAGAAUGGCUGCGUGAAGAAGGUGAAAAAGAGUCUAAAUCAAAGGAACUUGAAAACGAAAUCGAAGAAUGCCCUUCAACCUGGCAGUUCAACCAAAAAGAAGCUUAAAGUUUCAGAGAAAAGCAGUAUUGAGGAGGGAAGAGAAACAUUCGCGUGGAUUAUUCAUCCUGUUCCAAUUGAUGAUUACUUUAGUACAACCUGGGAAAAGCGACCUUUACACAUCUGCCGAGAGGAUCCUUCUUAUUACAGUGCCCUAAUCACCACGGCAAAGUUAGAUGCAAUGCUCCGAGAGCACAACGUAGAGUUCACAAAGAACUUGGACAUCACAAGCUACCGAAAUGGACAGCGAGAAACACACAAUCCUGAUGGACGGGCACUGCCAGCUCAGGUGUGGGAGGCGUAUAAUGAAGGCUGCAGCGUCCGUAUGCUGAAUCCGCAAGCCUUCAAUGAGCAUGUGUUUGCUCUCUGCGCUGUCCUCCAAGAGUUCUUUGGAAACAUGGUUGGGGCCAACUUAUACCUCACACCGCCAGGCACACAGGGGUUUGCUCCUCACUAUGACGACAUAGAGGCGUUUGUCAUCCAACUGGAAGGCAAAAAACACUGGCGCCUUUACUCACCAAGAGAACCCAAUGAGGAGCUGCCUCGCUUUUCGAGUCCAAAUCUGGACGAAAAAGAUAUAGGCAAGCCAAUCAUGGACGUGGUGCUAGAAGCUGGUGACCUGCUCUACUUUCCCAGGGGCACUAUACACCAGGCUAAUGCACUUCCUGACUCACACUCGUUCCACAUCACAGUGUCGUGUUAUCAAAAGAAUUCGUGGGGGGACUUCCUUCUCAAGUUGAUCCCUGCUGCUUUGGAAGCUGCACUUGAAGAGGACGUUGAGUUCCGCAGAGGGCUUCCGCUAGACUACCUACAAUAUAUGGGAGUCGCGCAUUGCGAGAAUGAUUCACAAACAAUCAAUAAGAAGAGGACAGAAUUCAUCUCUAAACUGAAGAGCCUCACUCAGAAACUGUUCAGCCAUGCUCCUGUUGACGCCGCCGCGGACCAAAUGGGAAAAGAUUUAAUCCGAGAUGCCCUCCCACCAGAUUUGAAAGAUGAUGAACAGAUGAGAACUUCGAUUGAAAAUUCCCAUCGUAUGGAGAAUGGUGUUGUCGUGCCCUCAAACGACCUCACCCUGGACACGAAAAUCAAGUUCCUGCGAGCGAAUGUUAUCAGACUUGUGUCUGAGGAGGAUAUCGUGCGUGUGUACCACUGUGCAGAAAACUCUCUUGAGUACCAUAAAGAAGACCUGAAAUUCUUUGAAGUGACUCCGGAAGAGGCAGGCGGGGUUGAAGCCCUUCUGCACAAGUAUCCCAAUUACAUGGCUAUUGAUGAUCUUCCAAUGGAUACUGACGCAGAAAAGUUGCAGCUAGCAAACAUUUUGUGGAGGAAAGGAUUAACCUUAACAGAAACACCUCUGUAAGAAGCCUAUCUCUUCAAUUUUGUAUUUCAGAAAAUUAAUAUAAAAAUAAUUAUGUGUCAUAUUUGUACUCCAUGUAUGGAGAGUUAAAUCCUCCUAAAUUAAAAUCUCGCCAAUUUUAAAUUCAAAA
Cloeon dipterum is the source of this 1958-nucleotide messenger RNA. RefSeq names its product Bifunctional lysine-specific demethylase and histidyl-hydroxylase NO66 (gene NO66). The coding region runs from base 152 to 1831 and encodes 559 amino acids. The record is from RefSeq and is a predicted model, not a curated record. The transcript is spliced from 11 exons. NCBI's taxonomy places the organism in Eukaryota, Metazoa, Arthropoda, Insecta, Ephemeroptera, Baetidae.